Culicoides brevitarsis is the source of this 1501-nucleotide messenger RNA. Its product is annotated as XK-related protein 6. Bases 62 to 1222 code for a protein of 386 amino acids. The transcript has 4 exons. Gene Ontology annotation, cellular component: membrane. The record is from RefSeq and is a predicted model, not a curated record. Lineage: Eukaryota; Metazoa; Arthropoda; Insecta; Diptera; Ceratopogonidae.
CAACAAAACAGAAGUUAUUUAGACUGCGUACCAAUUGCAUUUACUGCAUUUUUUCUGCAUCAUGGACAAUCGCGAUGCCACCGAUGCUCGAAAUAUAAUUUAUCCGAGUUUAGUGUUCCCAAUAAGUGCCGACUACAGUAUUUCCUACGUGGAAAUUCUCGGAUACUUUAUUUCGGUAAUUGUUAAGUUCAUCAGUAUUGUUAUCGGUAUCUUCCUUGCGUGUGAUUAUUACAAUUCCGGGGACUUUUGGUUCUUUUUGUUAACAACGUUGUGCAUCAUUAUACCGGGACUGAUAACGGUAUAUUUGUCUGUUUAUUUGUACUUUGAGGAUGUUCAGAGCAAAUCGAGAGCUCAAAAGUCUUGGUAUGAAUUUAUUUUUUCCCUCAUCAUUAUGCCAUUUUGCUUCAGAUAUUUCCAAUCUCUAACGUAUGCAAUUCUGUGCAAAAGAGCAGAGUUACGUUAUGAAAAUGAGAAGCAAAAACAUUACUUUAGCUUACUCGUGAAAGAAGAUUCAGACAUUGUUCUCAUUCGAUUGUUCGAAUGUUAUUUAGAAGCAACUCCUCAAAAGAUUCUGCAAAUAAUUAUUUAUUUGACAAAAGGUCAAGAGUUGAGAGUUUUACAAGGCCUUUCAAUCUUCUCAUCACUCACGAGCAUAACUUGGUGCAUGGCAUCCUACUAUCGCUGCAUUCGUUUUGCACAACCCGAUAAACGUCCAAUCUCAUACAAAGGAUCUCUGUUUCAGUGUUGCUGGCAUUUCUGUGUUACAGUAUCCCGCAUUACUUCCAUCUGCAUCAUCGCUUCCAUUUUUCUCCGAUGGACUUUAGUUGCAGCGUGCAUCCAUGCCUUUCUCAUGUCUUUGUGGAUUUUCACGUUUGACAGAUCCCCAUUCUGCUCAAAAACUUGCGCGCACAGCAUGGCCUUCUCAAUUUGUCUCGGAUUUAUCUACAUUUUUACGUAUAUUUCGCCGCGCGAAGUCAACACGAAAUACCGAUACAUCAUUUAUUAUACAAUUAGUGGCUUGGAAAAUUUGGCGGCUGUGAUUUUAUACUGCAUUUUCUUUCCGGAUAACGUGUUGCAUUUCCAUACGUCGGUAUUGUUGUGUGUUUUGUCGAUCUCAUCGUUUAUUGUUGGAAUAAUAUUCAUGAUGCUGUAUUAUCAAUAUUAUCAUCCGAUUAUAACGGCAAGGCAAAAUAUGGCGGUUGCACAAGAACCGAGAUUUUAAAAGGACUUAAAAUUUAGUUUAUAAGAAAAAAAAAUUUUUAACUAACAAAUUUUGUGGUAAAUUUAAAACUGUUCCGUAAAAAUAUUGGAAUUGCUAAAAUUGAACUUAAAAAGGAAAAAUAAGGAACUUUAAAAAAACGAAAAAUUAGAUUCUAACGAUAUGAUCUGAAAUCAAAAUGAUCUGAUUUUUAACGUACUUAAUUAUUUUUUUAUAAAUAUUUUAAAUCAGGAGGACCUUGACGAUAUUCAUUUUACUACUAACUCAUCUCAUAUGACUGAC